Messenger RNA from Argentina anserina (silverweed cinquefoil), 645 nucleotides. RefSeq names its product pentatricopeptide repeat-containing protein At3g22470, mitochondrial-like. The coding region runs from base 1 to 645 and encodes 214 amino acids. The transcript has a single exon. Gene Ontology annotation, molecular function: protein binding. The record is from RefSeq and is a predicted model, not a curated record. NCBI's taxonomy places the organism in Eukaryota, Viridiplantae, Streptophyta, Magnoliopsida, Rosales, Rosaceae.
AUGGAUAUUGUAAGCAUAAAAAGAUCGGGUAAGGGACUUGUUCCUGAUACCGUUACUUAUACUUCUCUUAUGGAUGGUUUCUGCAAAAUGGGGAGAAUACAAUGCGCACAGAAGUUGUUGUUUGAGAUGCAAGCUUUUGGCCAACUUCCAGAAGUUCAAACUUAUGCUGUUUUACUCAAUGGCUUGUGUAACAAUGGGCAAUUACAUGUGGCAAUGGAAAUUCUUAGAGAAAUUGAAGCCAGCAAGGUGCAUCUAAAUAUAGUAAUUUACGGUAUUAUUUUGAAAGGUUUGUGCAAUGCUGGAAAAGUGGAAGUUGCAAGGGAAGAAUUUUGUGGCUUAUUAACAAAAGGACUUCAACCUGACACUAAAACAUAUACAAUAAUGAUCAACGUAUUUUGUAAAGUGGUCCUAACUAGUGAAGCUGAAAAGUUACUUAGAGAGAUGGAAGAGAGGGGCUGCUCUGCAGAUGAUUGGACAUACAGCACAAUGGUCCGAGGGUUUAUCUAUAAUAUUGAACCAUUAAAGGCUAUAGGACUUACUCAUGAGAUGAUGAAGCAGGGUUUUUCUGCAGAUGCUUCAACCAUGGGUUUAAUAGUUGAGUUAUGUUCUAAUUAUAAAGUAGAUCAGACUUUGUUGCCUAUUUGA